AUGACUUGUGAUAGAGAAUGUCCGAAAUUACCAAUAUCCCAUGCAGAUGAUCCAACAAAUAUUUCAUUUCCAAGUCAAAUAAGUAUUUCUUAUGAGUCUAUGUCUCCUUAUGAAGAACCACCACCUUAUACUCCACCUCCAACUGACUCUUAUUCUCCUCUUCCAACUCCGAAGUCAGUUCCUUCGUUAAAUACCAAACUUCCAGAUAUUACAAAUAUUCCUAUCGUAUCUGUCACUUUUUACACUCCUUUUCCAACAAAAUCUGCUUCCCCAAUUCCUACAGAUUUUCCAACGACAACAUCAUCAUCCGAGCCAACAACAGAUCAUAGCAAGCCGCCAACUAAGUCUUCCAUUACUCCAAAACCUUCAGAAGUUCCAAGUUCUCUGACUAUUACGAUUAUUCCGACUGAAACAGAUACGCAAGUAAUUACUCACACUAUGAUAAUUACUGAUACCUUUGUACAGUCAGGAACUACGUUUACAACAACAAAAACAGAGAAAUUUACUGAUAAUUUCAUUUCAACAAAAAUUGAAACGAAUGUGACCACUUACACGCACGCAUCUGAUGAUCGCAAACCUUCCAAUUCUGUGGCAAUAGCUGCAAGAGUAAUUAUUACUGUUCUUUCCUUAAUUUUAAUAAUUAUUAUUGCAGGUUACAUUUAUAGGAGGUACAAGCGUAAAACAGACUAUGAUACGUUCUCUACUGACCUCGGAGAUAACGCGAAGACUUCAUAUUUAACUAAAAAUAUCAAAGAUUUAUCAUCUUACACAAAUGAUAAUUCGAUGGUAUCCACAGAAUCAUUGUUGCUCAGUGAUGAUACUUUUGAUCCAGAUUUUUCGGAAUCUUCUAUGUCAAAAGAUGUAGAAUUGCAAAUAUAA
This is a messenger RNA of Trichomonas vaginalis G3, 879 nucleotides long. RefSeq lists its product as uncharacterized. The transcript has a single exon. The record is from RefSeq and is a predicted model, not a curated record. Bases 1 to 879 code for a protein of 292 amino acids. Lineage: Eukaryota; Parabasalia; Trichomonadida; Trichomonadidae.